CCCCCUUUCCGCCCGCCAGCCAAUAGCGGAACCGCUUCGUUGCCCUCCCCGCCAAUCAGGGCGCCGUUUAUUGCUGUCUGGGAAGAAGCGCUCGGUGCGCGCGCCCGCCCGCUGUGGAGCUGGUCCCUGGCGCGGAGCAGGCGAGUCCUCCUCCUCCCGCUCCCCCGCCCCUUCUCCCCGCGCUUUGUUGGUGCCUCUCCCGGGAGAGCGGCGGCUGCGGCCGGCGGCGAUGCCCGAGUUCCUGGCGGAUCCGUCGGUGCUGACCAAGGAGAAGCUGAAGAGCGAGCUGAUCGCUAACAAUGUGAGCCUCCCGGGCGGCGAGCAGCGCAAGGACGUGUACGUGCAGCUCUACCUGCAGCACCUCACCGCCCGCAACCCGCCCGCCCUCGCGCAGCCCGACUUUUCCAGCGACGAGGAGCGGGAGCCCACACCUCUCGGCGCCCGGAGCCGCGGAGCUGCUGCCGCCGGGCGGAAAGCUACAAAGAAAACUGACAAACCCAGACCAGAGGAGAAGGAUGGCCUAGAUAUAACCGAGAUGAGUAAUGAAGACCUUCAAGAGAAACUUAUGAAGUAUGGAGUAAAUCCCGGCCCAAUUGUAGCUACUACUAGGAAACUUUAUGAGAAAAAGCUUCUGAAACUGAUGGAACAAGGUCCUGACCUGAAAGCACCUGUGCCUCUCCCAGCAAUUUCAACUACUGAGAACACCAGACAGAAUGGAAACAAUGAUUCUGACCAGUACAGUGACAAUGAGGAAGAUCCGAAGACUGAGCUGAGGCUUGAGAAGAGAGAACCUCUGAAAGCCAGGAUGAAGAUGCCAGUAGCACUCAAACAAAAAAGAGUUGUUGAACAUAACCAGACCUAUUCUCAAGAUGGAGUUACUGAGACUGUCUGGACAAGUGGAUCUUCAAAAAGUGGACCUCUGCAGGCAUUUUCUAGGGAGUCUACAAGAGUGUCAAGAAGAACACCAAGAAAAAGGGUGAUGAGAGGCUUUUAUAAUAGACAAGCUUUCUUUUUUUCUCUCACUCUUAGGGUCCCAGUGACUCUUUUAUUCAAUUGUUGUUUUUUGUUUGUUUUAAACAAACAGGUGGAAGCUACAGAACAGUUGCCUAUAGAUGAUGCUGUAAUAUCAGAGAGUACUCCCAUAAAUGAAACUAUAUUGGCUGCAAGCAACGAGACCCUAGUUGGCAAUAGGGUGCCUGGAAAUUUCAAGCAUGCAGCUCCUACACUGUCAGUCAGUGAACUCUCAGACAUGCCCAGAAGAACACCAAAGAAACCACUGAUGACAGCUGAAGUGCUGGAGAGAACUACAGAAGAAAGAAGACUAGAAAGGGAUAUUCUUAAAGAAAUGUUCCCUUAUGAAGUAUCAACACCUACAGGAAUUAGUGCUAGCUGCCGUAGACCAAUCAAAGGAGCUGCAAGCCGGCCUGUAGAGCCCAGUGACUUCAUACUGGAGGAAAGUUACUCUAAGUAUGCGCAAAAAUACGGUACCUCGACUGACAUCAAGUCGGAGAAACCACCAAUAAAAAAAGAACGCCCUGUUCCCGUGUGGAUAAAAGUUCUUCUCUUUGUUGUUGUUUCAGUCUUCAUGUUUUUGGUCUAUCAGUCAAUGGAAACUAAUCAAGGAAAUCCUUUUUCUAGAUACCUGAAUAUUGUCACUCCGGGCGGUGCCGAAUGAAUAUCUUUCUGAAAGGCACACCCAAUUUGAUCUCCUGUUUUUUAAUUGUAGAGAACUCUUCUGCCCUCUCAUCGGCUCAAGGACUUCUUACAAAUAAUGUGAUUGGAACCUGAUAAAUUGGAUAAAUGAAGAAAGAUAAUAUUAAACGGACAUUGGUAACUUUCUGGACUUUGGACAAGUAGGAGAUCACUGCCAUAGGAGUAACAUUUUUUUAAAUCUUUGAACUUUUUGUAGGCUUUAUUUUUUUAAUGUGGACAUCCUUUAAAUUCACUUUUGAGAAAAUGUAUAUUUGUUUUUGCAAGAACUUGGAAGCUGAGAAGGGCAAAAAUGUAGUAAAAUGUGAAGCUGUGUUUUUAAAGCUUUUCCUUUGUACAGAAAAGAAGUUGUACUUCUGUCUCUAGAUUAUAGUGGAGAAUGAUUUUAACAUGGGAAAAGGGAAAUGCAUUCCUUUAUGCAUUUUUUUUCAGUAACAAAAUAACUGAAUUUGAUCUCUUAGGAUGUAGAGAGAGUACAACAGCAACCUUUUCUGUAGAUUACUGUAACUUUUUAUUAAAUGUAACUGUAAACCUGUUUGCAUUUCUGUAACAGUCUUAGUAUCAUAUUAGUAACUCUGUUUAAGUGUAACUUCAUUUAAAUGUAUCCCUUCAUUUUAGUGCUUACAGUGUUGUAGGAACUGAAUACAAAUCUAAUUGGCAAGAGAUGUCUUAGGGGAACUUAUUUAUUAGUAAUAUGUGUGGGAAAUAAAAACGACAUCAUAAUAAUUUGCUACUAAAAUACA
Molecule: messenger RNA, 2453 nt
Organism: Vidua macroura (Pin-tailed whydah)
Lineage: Eukaryota; Metazoa; Chordata; Aves; Passeriformes; Viduidae
Gene: TMPO
Product: thymopoietin
Exons: 8
Coding region: 230-1675 (481 amino acids)
Molecular function (GO): DNA binding
Source: RefSeq, a predicted model, not a curated record